Molecule: messenger RNA, 3914 nt
Organism: Polyodon spathula (Mississippi paddlefish)
Lineage: Eukaryota; Metazoa; Chordata; Actinopteri; Acipenseriformes; Polyodontidae
Product: calcyphosin-like protein
Exons: 6
Coding region: 6-719 (237 amino acids)
Molecular function (GO): calcium ion binding
Source: RefSeq, a predicted model, not a curated record
GUAGGAUGCAACCACAAAGUGACAGAUUCAACAGAGACGAGCGAUCCAUUCACAGGACAACACCUCAGCCUGUUGCAUUGCAGACUGUAGGCAUGGCAGGGACAGUGAGGAAUGAUACUGAGAUGGCAAUGAAAGUCAAGCAGCAGCUGUCCCAAUGCACAGACCCCAUUGAGAAGCUGAGGCUCCAGUGUCUAGCCAGGGGGGCCUCCGGCAUCAAGGGACUAGGAAGGAUGUUCCGCAUCAUGGACGACGACGAAAGCAAAACGUUGGAUUUCAAAGAGUUUCAGAAAGGGCUCAAUGACUUCGGAGUGGUGGUUGAGAAGGAAGAAGCCUUGAAAAUCUUCAGCCUCCUGGAUCAGGAUGGGGGGGGAACGAUCGACUUCGACGAGUUUCUCACAGCCCUCAGACCUCCCAUGUCCAACGCCAGAAAGCAGGUCAUUUCGGAAGCGUUCAGGAAGCUGGAUAGGACCGGGGAUGGAGUCAUAACGAUCGAAGACCUGCAGAACGUUUACAAUGGCAAACACCACCCCAAAUACAAAACCGGAGAGUGGAGCGAGGACCAGGUCUUCAGAGCCUUCCUCGACAACUUUGAUUCGCCUUACGACAAAGAUGGAAAGGUUACAUUGGAGGAGUUUAUAAAUUACUACAGUGGAGUGAGCGCCUCCAUCGACAGCGACGCCUACUUUGUAGCGAUGAUGAGAAAUGCAUGGAAGCUGUAGGCUGCUCACAGGGUGUCAACGGAUGAGUUUUUUAAUUACUACUCAGGAGUUCGUGCCUCGAUCGACAGUGACGUCUAUUUUAUCUUGAUCAUGAAAAACAGCUAGGGACUUUAGAGGCUGGGGUGAUAAACAACUACCCCCCAACUCAUCUGCAACUGGCAAACAGCAUUUAUUGUACUAUCUUAAGCAAUGUUUCUCAUAACCAGGUGUUCACCUUUUGUUUGUCCAAUUGCACCACCUGCUGGCAAUACUGAAGAGCAUGUUAUGGAUUGACUGUACUCAUGAUCAGUAUUUGUUUAGACUAGAUAUAGCUUAUGUCAACUGGGGACAGGCGAUUAAUGGAACGUAAAAAAUAAAAUGUGAACGCAUGUGAGAGAAGACCUUGUUGAUUUUGUGUCUUCAGAAGCACUGACCCUCUGAACAUUUCCAACAUGUUUCCUGUUGCAACUUAAGUGGCGUGAAGCAACAACUUCUUAGUAAAUAGUAUGAGGCUUUGUAGCUAACAAUAAAAGAAAUGUAAAUGGCACAAACACGCAUCUGAAGAAAACUGCGCUCUGUCAUUAUGCAAAACAAGUAUCCAAGUUCAUUUUCAUACAAAUGCAAACCACUAACAAUACAUAAGUUUUAAUGUAAUUCACAGAUACAUUUGAUAUGACAAAUCUUACAUAAACCACCUUGAAACACAAGUGUUAUUUUUCACUUCUUUUCAAUUUAUUUUUAUACUAAAGCUGAAAGCAGAAUUUAACAGGUCUUUAGCUCUUCCAGGCUCACCUUUAUCGAGCGGGACAAGGCUCAAAAUACAUUUUUGCAAGGACAUACUCCUUGACAAUCCCUACCCCCCUAAAACAGAUCUACUCUGAAUUACACUUGUACGGAUUCCUUGGAAUAUGUUAACUGAAAUGACUUUAAAAUAUUGCCUUUCCUGAAAGGGCAGAAACUUUUAUUAUAAUCCCAAAUAGAUCUUUUGGGAAAAUUAGACAUCAGAAGAAAAAGAAAAAAAAAGUUUAAAAAAAAAAAGACAAUCAGAGCAUGAAACAGAAAAUAAAAAUGGUUUCAGUCACAGGUAACCAGAUUUUAUUAUUGUUAUAUACACCCCCCGCCGAACACAGAAAUCUGUUAUAGAGCUGGCAGUACUGCAAUUGUACAGAAUUCACGUUACAACCUGGUAGGUAACUGCAAUGAGCUUCAGGCCAUUUGAUCCUGGGGUUGAAUCCCAUGUCAGCCACAAGUCACUCGCUGUGUUACCACUUGAGCGACUUUUUCCUCUCAUUGCACUUUGGUCCCACCCUGCUAGAACACUGGACGGUAAGCAGGUCAGCAGCCCAUCAGCCCGCCUCCCCUCCCCUCCCAGCCAAACACACAGACGCUUCACCUCAUUCAGGCAAGGUUUAGAAAUCCCAAUAAAACAGAGUACAUGUUUUUUUUUUUAUAUAAAUAAAAGAAUGAUACUGCGAUCCUAAAUUAGCCAUUUGGUCAUUGUAACACUACCCCAGUUUGGUAUUUGAAUUAAUUUAAUUAUAUAUAAAACUUCACAUCCGAAUCCAUGGCAGAAUAGCCGAACGAGCAUGCCCAUGACAACACGAGAAAGUUCAUACCUCCAUUUGUGAACCCUGCGACUGGUCGGGUUCUCUUAUGCAUUUUGCUAUUUAGCAGCAUGGGAAAACGAACCACAAAAACUCCCAGCAACAAUGCAGUUAAAAAUACCAAAAAGUAAAAUUAAAAAGAGAGAAUGGGAGAUCAACCUGUUCAAAAUUAAUACAGUUUCAACAAUAUAUCACACUUGAGGGUGUUUUUUUUUUAAUAUUUCCAAUUCCAAGGCUUCCUGCAGGAGGAUGAGGAGAAGCAGCAGCACACUACUUUAGAACAGUAUACAAAUCCAACUGGGGACGGAACGGGGCAGGACAGGGAACACACACAAAGUUAAAAGGGCUGCUAAACUUGACUGGAUAACAGGAGAAAUCUUUUAUAUUUUUUAAACUAAGCAAACCGAUUUUGUAGUGAAAGACAACAGAUUAAAAAUUCAGCUGGUCUUCCCGCUCGGUUUGCUUUUAAAGACAAAAAAUACCCCCCCGCCCCGAGUUGACAUUUGGAACAGAAGCUCAAUUUCAUUGGAGGGCCAGGAGAAGGCAUGUGACAAUGCUGAUGGUACAGGGCAACCAUUUUGAUGCAGCUCUUUGUCUGCUCUUAAGGGGUGAUGUGGUUGACACCGCGUUCCCUUUCAAAUUUGCAUCAGACAGCUCGACAAUCCUGCUGUUUGCAUAGAAAGCACAGUGAACUUCCAAGGUUCUGCAGCAGACCUUCGUUUACUGCCAGCUACAGGUUUACAAUGUUUUUAGUACUAUUAGCAAAAUGUUGCAAGGCUUUUUUGAUACAAGAGUCACAGACUGAAGCAAUCUUAUCAGUUUGGAGAAUGGGAGCCCCCACAGAUUUGUGGAAUUUGAUACAACAGCCUGUUGAUCCUUCAAGUCAAGUCUAUCUGCCCUUCCGAGAAAGCAAAACAAUUACAAUAAGUUGUACAAAAAAAAGCAUGUUUCUUUUUCCUCUUUCAAAAACUCUUGUCACUCCAGAGUUUAUUAUCCAAAGAAAUUAACAAAAAAAAAAAUGAAUAAAAAAGUCAGCACAAUACAAACCCCCAAAACAAAUGGAAAUAGAACUAUAUGUUUUAGAAUGCUUUAGGUUUUGAGAAUUUGUUUCUUAAAAAACACACACACUCACACAGUCAAAAACUCAGCUAUUGGAUACCAGUCUCCUGAGCUUUUGUAAACUUUUUUUUUUUUUUUCCUGGAGUCAUUUAUGCUACACCUCUGUGGUAGAUCCAUCACAGCACAGCACACUUGUAUCAUAUGUAACAGGGUACUUCUACUGCUGCCAACUGAACUGCCCGACAGACAACGGUGGCUAGUGUGUGUUUGUAUGCAGGUCAGUGGAGAUUGAUUCUGCAGACAAUGGAACUGAACACUGGAACCUUUUACAAAUGAGUCACAAAGUAAAACAAAAAGAGUCCCAAUUAUGUGUAGUCAGGGGACUAGAUUCCUAGAAAAACUUAAAAGCUCUCUUGGAAAUCGACAUUCCGGAGGUAAAACUGUAGUCUUAAAUGUGCCAUGUCUACUGGAGAGGAGGAAACCGCGUUCGCCUCUCUCACUCAUCAAUAUGAUGAGCUUCCAAGUCCCAAACCAAAGCCGUAAAGUCUUCGCA